AUGAAUUCAAUAAUUAAACUUAAAAAGAGACACUUGAAACAAAAUAAUCAAGAUGAUUAUUAUGAAGUUAUAAAACCAAAUUUAAUUCAUUCUUCAAAUAUACCAUAUAAAAUCAUAUCAAUAUUUCAAAAUAAGAAGAAAUUACUUAAUAAUAUUUAUAUAACUGUUCAAAUUGAAUUAAAUACAUUAUUAUCGAGAUCAAGUAUAAAAUUAUCAACAUUACUUAAGAGAAAUCUAAUAUCUGUUCACCAAUCAAAUAAAAGUUAUUUAUCAAGUAUAAUAAGGAAUGAAAAAAGUAAUAGUAUAAAUUUAAAUACACUAGAUGAUAAUUUUAUAGUCACUAUUAAAUUACAAUUUGAUUUAUCAAUUUCCGAAAAAGUCAUUAUCAGAUUCAAACAAGAUGAGAAUUACAAUUUAUUCCAUGAGUUUAUACUCAUUAUUGAGUCAUAUAUUAGGAAUAUAGUGUUGAAAGAGUUGGAAGAUUCAGAGGAUCAAAAGAAGAGUUUUUCAGAUAUUAGUGAUUCCACCCUUGAAUGCAGUGAAGAAGAAGAUAUAAUGAUGCCAUUUGUCGAACCUUUAAAAUCAAACGAUACAUUAAGUGAUGAAUUCAAGAGACGAUAUAGUGAUAUCAGUGAUGAAGAGAAAUUUCUAAGUGAUAAGUUUCUUGAUAUUGAAAAUUUACGACAUAAUGAAGAAAUAAUAACACCGAAAACAUCAGCAAUUACAAAUUUUCACUCAUGUUUAGAUGAUUUAAUUGAAGUUGAAUGUGAAAUGGAGAAUGAGGGUUUAAUAAGUCCGGAAAAGAAGAGAAAUAAACUACCUUCUUCAUCACCGUUGAAAUUUGAUGAAGAUGAUUAUGAUUUUACAAAAUUAACUAGACUGAAUUCAUUUCAAUCUCCCACAAAAGUUAGAAAAUCAAUUAGUAGAAUGACUUCAAAUCAUUCAAUUUCAAUGGUUAAUUCCGAUGAAAAAUUUGGAUUAGAAUAUGCUUUUAAUUCAUCUUCUGAUGUUCCUUCAUAUAUUAAAGAUGAUAAAAAAUUUAAAUUUAUAAAAGUUGGUAAAGUUCAAAAAUUUGUAAAUUUAUUUGAAGAAAAGAAAGAAAAUGAUUCUAAUUCAAAUAGUCAAUUUACAAGUAGGAAAACUAGUAGGGUUGGAAGUAGAAUACCUAGUAGAUCAACAAGUCCAACAAUAUAA
Molecule: messenger RNA, 1194 nt
Organism: Insectozyma verbasci
Lineage: Eukaryota; Fungi; Ascomycota; Pichiomycetes; Serinales; Debaryomycetaceae
Source: the annotation of a GenBank genome assembly